Monascus purpureus is the source of this 2407-nucleotide messenger RNA. The record is from the annotation of a GenBank genome assembly. NCBI's taxonomy places the organism in Eukaryota, Fungi, Ascomycota, Eurotiomycetes, Eurotiales, Aspergillaceae.
ACCAGUUUAGUUUUCCUUUCACUCGAUGUACUUUUCUUCCUGCUUUCGUUGCUGCUAUGUUCAAUUGCCUUGGAUUAUGCAGCAUUGGCCUACUGUUGAAAGGGCAGCUCUAUAUAAUGGAUAUAAGGAGGGCAAAGGCGAUUACCCAAUCCGGUAUAGUCUGUUGCGCACAUGACGGAGACUUAACAUGAUCGUUUUCUCUCUCCUCCAUCUGCAUGGAGCUCACACGGCAUGGAUGGCGGUGGUGUCCCGUUUGGCAUAUGCUAACCGCGGCUGCGAAGCUUUGUUGGAGAUCUCCAUGGCCCCUGACUCGAUUCGGCUCAACGCUCUCAGCUGCCAAUUCGGCAUCAGCACAUCCAGUCUCUCCCACCGCGAUUACUCUUCGGGAUUACCAGGAAGAAUGCAUUCAAGCGGUGGUGCACUAUUUGUAUCAGGGCCAUAGGCGAUUAGGAAUUUCUUUGGCUACUGGGUCUGGGAAGACGGUCAUUUUUACACAGCUUAUUGGACGAAUUCCUCCGCGUUCUGAUGGUGCUGAUCAGACUCUGAUCAUCGUUCAUCGGAGAGAGCUUGUCGACCAGGCCGCGUGGCACUGCCGUCUUGCCUACCCGGACCGAACCGUCGAGAUUGAAAUGGGCAAUAGUAAAGCGUCAGGGACAGCGGAUAUUACCAUCGCAUCCAUAAAGAGCCUGACAUCCAAAUAUCGAAUCCUAAAAUUCAAUCCGGACCGAUUCAAGCUUGUUUUGGUCGAUGAGGCGCAUCACAUUGUAGCGCCAUCCUAUCGUGAGGCUCUGGAAUAUUUCGGACUGAACAAAUUAUCAGAAGUUUCGCCGGUCCUCGUAGGUGUUUCGGCUACCUUCUCCCGCUUCGAUGGACUUAAACUGGGUGCCGCAAUCGACCAUAUCGUCUACCACAAAGAUUACGUUGACAUGAUCGACGAGAAAUGGUUGGCGAAUGCAGUUUUCACAACUGUGAAAUCAGAGGCAGAUUUAUCUCGUGUCAAGAAGGAUAAAUUUGGAGACUUUGCGACAGGCUCCCUGUCUCGGGCCGUGAACACGGCAAAGACGAAUAAUAUUACCGUACGAGCGUGGCUCGCUAAUGCGGCUGACCGCAAGUCGACAUUGGUAUUCUGCGUGGAUGUUGAGCAUGCUAAGCAACUUACUGCGAUAUUUCGCGAAUUUGGCGUGGAUGCGCGCUAUAUAACUGCUUCUACGGCGAAAGAAAUUCGCGCGAAGCAGCUCCACGCAUUCAAGAACCGGGAAUAUCCCGUAUUGCUGAACUGUGGCCUGUUUACGGAAGGUACGGAUAUUCCAAAUAUCGACUGUAUAUUGCUCGCCAGGCCGACCAGGUCGAAGAACCUUCUUAUCCAGAUGAUCGGACGAGGGCUACGUUUGUUCCCAGGCAAGAAAGAUUGUCAUAUCAUCGACAUGGUUGCCACGCUGCAAACGGGUGUGCUCUCAACGCCUACACUAUUUGGCCUUCACCCGGACGAAGUCCUGAAUAGAACAACCGCUGAAUAUCUGGGGCAGAACAAAAAGCUAAAAGAGAACAGUGAUGGCACUGCUAUAGCAGAGACAAGAGAAGUCAAUUUCUCUGAAGAAGAUGAUGUGGAAAUUACAUUCACCAAAUAUGACAGCAUAUUUGAUUUAAUCCAAGACACGAAACCAGAGCGGUACAUUCGCUCACUAAGCCCUAAUGCAUGGAUCAGACUGGACGAGAACCGGUACAUCCUAUCUGAUAUUUCUGGUUGGCUCACCAUCGAAAAGAAAGACAGCGACAAAAAUAACAAGAGCUUCACUGUCAAACACGUUAUCAAAUUUAAAUCAACCACCGAAAGUGCUACUCCCAUCUUCACACGCCCGCGUCUGGUUGCGACGGCCCCCGACCUCGAAACAGCCGUCCAUGCCGCAGACACAUAUGCCAAAGAGAAAUUCGAGACCCGAUACAUUUCCACCCGACAGGCAUGGAGGAGAAACCCGGCGACUCCAUCUCAACUAGAUAUGCUCAACAAAGCCAAGAUACGGGAUACAAGGAUCUUCUCCGGGGAACUGACGCGGGGCCAGGCAACAGAUAUGAUUACCAAACUGAGGUUCGGAGGGAAGAAACGAUUUGCGGAUCUAGGAGUGAAACGGAGGGCCGUGGAGCGGGCGGAGACUAAGAAGAGGGAAUUUGAGGAGUUGGUGAGAAGAAGUGAGGUUAGGGUUGGGCCUGUGGAGGUGUAGAUCUAUAUAUAUCAUGGCACUUCUACACUUGUAUACUUGUCUAUGGUAGUCUUUAUUCCAAGGAUUCUCUUGGAGAUCCGGUUGAUUGAUAAGAUGAGAUGAGAUUAGAUAGGCAUGAGUGAUCAGCUACAUUGUACAUGCACAACUUACAAGUCCUAGACAUUAAUGUAUUCAGCCUUGAUCGAUCU